AUGGCACCAAACUGGAUUGGAUCCGGCACCGGUCGGACUCUGAGCUCCCUCCGCCAGCUGCUGCUCCAGGCUGGGCCCCGGCACGUCCCCUGCGGGCGGAGAACCUCCUCCCAGGCUAGCAAAUCCGACCCCGAGGGGCUGGGGCGGAAAAUGACCCAGCUCAAGAACAAGGCAGAGAAGCGGAGGAGGCAGCGUGAGAGGUUGGAGUCCAUUGAAGCCGGAGUGGCCCGGAGGCAGGAGGUACCUCAGGGGCAGGCUAAGGCGUGGGCUCCGAAAGACGUGGUUCUGUACAACAUCCCAACGGCCGCCGGUCAGAAGAAAGACACUUCCGUGCCCCUGCCGGCCUCUUACAGCCCCCGCUACGUGGAAGCCGCGUGGUAUGGGUGGUGGGAGAAGGAAGGAUUCUUCAAACCUGAAUAUCAGAGCCGGCAGCCCCAUGGGAAACCAGAAAUCUUCUCCCUCUGCAUCCCCCCGCCCAACGUCACGGGGUCCUUGCACCUGGGCCAUGCCCUCACGGUAGCCAUCGAGGACUCGCUGGUGCGAUGGCACAGGAUGCAGGGCUUCCAGGUGCUGUGGGUGCCGGGAUCGGAUCAUGCCGGAAUCGCCACUCAGGCGGUGGUGGAGCGCAAGCUCUGGAAGGAGCGGGGCGCCCUGCGGCAGGACCUGACGCGAGGGGAAUUCCUGGCCGAGGUCUGGAAAUGGAAAGAGGAGAAAGGGGACGAGAUUUUCCGACAGCUCAAGGCUCUGGGGGCAUCUCUGGAUUGGGACCGAGUUUGCUUCACCAUGGACGCUGGGUUCUCAGCGGCCGUGGCAGAGGCGUUCGUGCGAUUGCACGAGGACGGGCUGGUGUACCGCGACCAGCGCCUGGUGAACUGGUCAUGCGCCCUGCGCUCCGCCAUCUCCGAUGUGGAGGUGGAGACCCGGCAGCUCCAGGGUCGGACUGUGCUCCCUGUGCCCGGCUGCCCGGCUCCGGUGCCCUUUGGAGUGAUGUUCACCUUUGCCUACAAAGUGGAUGGACAGGAGGACGAGGAGCUCCCCGUGGCCACCACCCGCCCGGAGACGAUGCUGGGGGACAUGGCUGUGGCCGUCCAUCCCGACGACCCACGGUUCACGCACCUGCACGGCAAGCGGCUCCAGCACCCAUUCACUGGGCGCCUCCUGGCCAUCAUCACGGACCCCCUGGUGGAGCGAGACCUGGGCACGGGAGCCGUGAAGGUGACGCCAGCGCACAGCCAUGCCGACUACGAACUGGGCAAGCACCAUGGGCUGCCCCUGGUCUCUGUGAUCGGGGAGGAUGGGGCCAUGACAGCUGUGUGUGGAGACUGGCUCCAGGGCUUGAAUCGCUUUGUGGCUCGUGAGAAAGUGGUGUCUGCUUUGAAGGAGAGAGGCCUGUACCGGGGUAUGAAGGAUCAUGCCAUGACGCUGCCCCUCUGCAGUCGCUCCGGAGACGUGGUUGAGAACCUGCUGAAGAGCCAGUGGUUUCUCCGGUGUGAGGAAAUGGCCCAGAGAGCCCUGGAGGCUGUGGAGUCAGGGCGUCUGAAACUCACCCCGAAAUUUCAUGAGAAGAACUGGAGGACGUGGCUGUCCAACAUCAGCGAUUGGUGCAUUUCCCGACAGCUGUGGUGGGGCCAUCAGAUUCCAGCCUAUCAGGUCUCUGUCUCAGGGUCAUGUGACUUAGGCAAGGAUGGGAGUGAUGCAUUGUGGGUUGUGGGCAGGACAGAGGCAGAAGCCCGCAGAAAAGCAUCAGGGAUUUUGAAGAAACCGGAAGAGGAAAUGGAGCUGGUGAGAGAUGCUGAUGUCCUGGAUACCUGGUUCUCUUCUGCUCUCUUCCCCUUCGCCGCGCUGGGCUGGCCCCGUAAGGUUGGAGACCUCCAGGAAUUCUAUCCCAACAGCCUCUUGGAGACGGGCAGCGACCUGCUCUUCUUCUGGGUGGCUCGGAUGGUGAUGCUGGGGGAGCAGCUGACUGGAGAGCUGCCAUUCUCCCAGGUUUUCCUGCAUUCCCUGGUACGUGAUGCCCACGGCCGGAAGAUGAGUAAAUCUCUGGGGAAUGUCGUAGACCCACUGGACGUCAUUCACGGGGCCUCGCUGCAGGAUUUGCAGGGGAGGCUGCGAGAUGGGAACCUGGACCCCCAAGAGGCAGCCAUCGCUAUGGAGGGACAGAGACGAGACUUCCCCCAGGGGAUCCCCGAAUGCGGCACCGACGCCCUGAGAUUCGCGCUGUGCUCCCAUCGGGUCCAAGGGGACGACAUUAACCUGGAUGUGGCCACGGUGCUGAGCUCCCGGCACUUCUGCAACAAGGUGUGGAACGCCGUCCGAUUCACUCUGGGGGCCCUGGGAGAGGGGUUUGCCCCACAGACCCCGGAGGAGGUCUGCCCCAGCUCCCCCAUGGACCGAUGGAUCCUUAGUCGUCUCUACCACACUGCAGCGGACUGCGGCCAGCGGUUCGGGGAGUAUGAGCUGCAUUUGGUCACAUCCACCAUCCACCACUUCUGGCUGCACAACUUCUGCGACGUCUACUUGGAGUCGGUGAAGCCCGUGCUGCAGAGCAGGGAUCAAUCCCGGAUCCUGCAGACCCGCCAGACGCUCCUCAGCUGCGCCGACCUGGGCCUGCGCCUCCUCUCGCCCUUCAUGCCCUACCUGACGGAGGAGCUGUGGCAGCGGCUCCCCAAGCCGGACGCAGACUCCGCUCCCAGCGUCUGCGUGGCCGGAUACCCCAGUGCUGGGCAGCUGGCCCAUUGGUGUCGCCCCGCGGAUGAGGACGACUUCCUGCUGGCGCAGGAAGUGGUGCGGGUGGCGCGCGCCCUGAGGGUGACCUACCGGCUGACGAGAGCCCGGCCGCCCGUCUACCUGAUGUGCUCAGAGCCAGCUGCCCACAGGGUGUAUGAGGAGUACAGAGAGCCCCUGCAAACCCUGUCCCUGGCCGGCUCUCUGAAGCUUUGCCCCUCCUCCAAGGGUGCGGAGCCUCCUGUGGGCUGGGUGUGGGGGAGAGUGAACAACCACACUGAGAUCUAUAUGGACCUGCAGGGGCUGGUUGACCCCGAGGCGGCGCUACCCCGGCUAGCGGCCCGUAAGAAGAAGCUGGAGCGGCAGAUCUUGGAGCUCACAGCACGGACCCAGGCGUCUGGCUACCAGGAGAAGGUCUCACCGAGAGCCCAGGCAGAGUGUCAGCAGAAGAUUUCCUCUCUCCGGACUGAGCUGGAGCAGCUGAAUCAGGCCCUGGAGAGUUUCGGCCGCAUGUCAGCAGGGCUGGGAACGCCUCCGUCAGCCGACGAAUGA
Molecule: messenger RNA, 3276 nt
Organism: Emys orbicularis (European pond turtle)
Lineage: Eukaryota; Metazoa; Chordata; Testudines; Emydidae
Gene: VARS2
Product: valyl-tRNA synthetase 2, mitochondrial
Exons: 29
Coding region: 1-3276 (1091 amino acids)
Biological process (GO): valyl-tRNA aminoacylation
Cellular component (GO): cytosol
Molecular function (GO): valine-tRNA ligase activity; ATP binding; aminoacyl-tRNA deacylase activity
Source: RefSeq, a predicted model, not a curated record